UUUAUGAUGAGUGCUGUAAAUCUGUGAUGGCUAUAAAAAAGCUGAUAUUUUUAAAAGAAAAAAAAUUAUAAAAUCUGCAAUAAUUUUGCAACUAAUUUUACAACUCAUGGCAAUAAUGCACACCACCUAAUUAGAACCAACAUGAUGGAGUUGUAAGAUAAUAGAUCAUACCUCUAUUCCAUCCCAACCAAAUCAAACUAAGAAAUCAACCAACCAUCAUUUCUCUUAAUAUACCCCUCUAUAUAAAUACCUCAUCCUCCAUCAGAACCCUACUCCCAAAUUUCAUCAUACUGUCUGUUACAUUAUAAUCUCCCCAACUCACCCAGAAUGUCGAAGGAAGCAAAUAAUAGCUUCUCUGGAUGCUUGAACGGCGAUUUCAAGGAAGCCGGAGCAGUACCAACGGUGUCUGCCGGCAGCAUAAGUGAUCCAGCUAGUCAGCGCAGAAAAGCAGUAAUCUUGGCUCUUGGCAAGGCCUUGCCUGACCAGCUUCUUCUCCAGGAGAGCCUAGUUGAAAACUAUUUCCGCGAGACCAACUGUGAUGAUCCGGUUAUGAGAGAGAAGCUUGAGCGUUUAUGUAAGAACACGACGGUGAAGAGACGAUACACCGUCCUCUCCCACGACCUCCUCCAAAAGUAUCCGGAGCUAACAACCCAAGUAUCUCCGACCAUCCGCCAGCGCCUCGACAUCUGCAACGCCGCCGUCACCGACCUCGCCCACAAAGCCGCUAUGUCCUGCCUCGGAGACUGGGGCCGCCCCGCAGCCAAUAUAACCCACCUCGUCUACGUCUCAUCCAGCGAGCUCCGACUUCCCGGCGGUGACCUCCACCUCGCCUCCCGGCUCUCCCUCCGCCCCGAUGUCGCCCGGGUCCCCCUCUACUUCCUCGGCUGCUACGGCGGCGUCGCGGCCCUCCGCGUCGCCAAGGAUCUCGCCGAAAACAACCCCGGAAGCCGCGUACUCGUCGUCACCUCCGAGACCACCGCGAUCGGUUACCGCCCACCGAGUCGCGACCGGCCUUACGAUCUCGUGGGAGCCGCCUUGUUUGGCGAUGGCGCGGCGGCGGCGGUGGUGGGAGCGGAGAUGGAGCCGGGGGAGGAAAAGGCCGCGUUUUUGGAGAUGGAGGUGGCAGUGCAGGAGUUUUUGGAGGGAACAGCGGGGGUUGUUGACGGGAAGAUGGGGGAGCAAGGAGUGAGCUUUAAGUUGGGGAGGGAUUUGCCGGAGGUUAUCGAGGGGAGGGUUGAGAAAUUUUGUCGGCGGUUGAUACAAGGGAUGGAAAGGGAAGGCGGUGAUGGUUUUAAUGAUUUGUUCUGGGCAGUUCAUCCCGGCGGGCCGGCGAUACUGAAUCGGGUCGAGGAGAAGCUAGGACUUUGGCCUGAGAAGCUAAGGUGCAGCUGGAGAGCACUGAGUGAUUAUGGGAAUGCGAGCAGUAAUACUGUCUUUUAUGUGUUGGAUUAUAUGAGGGAGGAGAUGAGGAGGAAGAAGAACGGAGGGGAAAGAGGAGAGGAAUGGGGACUAGUGCUGGCUUUUGGGCCUGGAGUUACAUUCGAGGGCAUUUUGGUGCGCAGUCUUAUAUAGAAUCAAGUGAGUUGAAGAGGCCGCCGCCAUGGAUGAAUCUUUUAGAGCUUAAUUUAACUGAUUAGAAGAAUUAAAUGCAGUAUUAGCAUAAGCUUAGCUUUGCAAUAAGUUAUAACUCAUUCGUUGGAAUAGUAUCCA
Molecule: messenger RNA, 1710 nt
Organism: Dendrobium catenatum
Lineage: Eukaryota; Viridiplantae; Streptophyta; Magnoliopsida; Asparagales; Orchidaceae
Product: type III polyketide synthase A
Exons: 2
Coding region: 328-1572 (414 amino acids)
Biological process (GO): polyketide biosynthetic process
Molecular function (GO): acyltransferase activity, transferring groups other than amino-acyl groups
Source: RefSeq, a predicted model, not a curated record